This is a messenger RNA of Cololabis saira (Pacific saury), 3861 nucleotides long. RefSeq names its product FANCD2 and FANCI associated nuclease 1 (gene fan1). Gene Ontology annotation, cellular component: nucleus. Gene Ontology annotation, molecular function: 5'-flap endonuclease activity; flap-structured DNA binding; 5'-3' exonuclease activity. The record is from RefSeq and is a predicted model, not a curated record. Gene Ontology annotation, biological process: interstrand cross-link repair. NCBI's taxonomy places the organism in Eukaryota, Metazoa, Chordata, Actinopteri, Beloniformes, Belonidae. The transcript has 13 exons. The coding region runs from base 116 to 3067 and encodes 983 amino acids.
UGCUGCUGCCGCCUUCUCUGCAGCUGUAAAACAGUCCAAACGUUGGGAUUAAGCUGCUGCUUUCCCCCGGGUUGACAUGCACUUACAACGCUAGGUGUGAAACUAACUUUGGACCAUGACAGAGAGAGCCGAGCAGGACCGGGUGAGCAGGGCGAGCUCGUCCAAGACCCGGAGGAGGAAGAGCGAUGCCACCCCGACCAAGACCCCCACCACCAAGACCCCCAUCACGGCCUGGCUCUGCAGCCCGCCUCCCCCCACGCUGGCCUGCCCCCUCUGCGGUCAGUUCGUGCCCAGGUUCCGGAUCAAUGAGCACAUCGAUCUGCAGUGCCAGAACUUCGACAGAGGAGACCACGUGGUCGCCUCGGGGAGUAAACACGUCGAGACAAGCGACCAGAAAGUGGGAGAAACAGAGGAAGGGACCAAGACCAGCCCUUAUUUCAAGAAGAAUAACUCCCAGCAGGCACCGCGGGAGAUACAGAGCAAGACUGUGGUGAGAACCAUCGACCUGGGAAGACUGUCCUCCAAGUUGUCCAGGGAGCAUCACAAGACACCUGAGAGGAAACACACAGAGGAGAAACAUGCACCUGAGGAGAAACAUGCAUCUGAGGAGACGAGUCCCCCCUCCGAGACACUCGGCAGCUCCCAGAAGGAAAAUGUUGUGAUCCUGACGUCAGGGGACGAGGACGGCUCCAUCAGCGGUCCUGAUGCUGAAGCAGCAGUGGGGAAUCCACCGUGUCCUCAACACAAACCACUCAAAUCAGGGACGCUUCACACAUUAGUUACCCCAAAAUCCAAACCUGCAAAGAGGAAAAAGGGAAUAUCCUCCAGAGUUGGUUUGUCUGGUUUCCCAAAGAAGGCAAAACACGAGGAGAGCGGAGAGCAAAAGGAGACGUCCUCUUCUGGAAGUACAGCUGAGACCACUCACCCCGACCCCCGGGAAACGGAGCAGUCCUCCUCUUCUCAUCAUGGGCCGGCGUUGGGCUCAGAGGAGACGGGUUUGACCAGUGUGGAGGUUGUUGGUGGGGGAUCAGGGCCGGAGUCUGACACUGAGAUCGCCGCCUGCGACCAGACCCCCCAGACCCCUCAGACCCCUCAGACCCCAUCACUUCCCUACUACCUCCGUAAUUUCCGGACCAUCCUGCAUGCCGUGCUGCAGAAUGAGGACGACAGGGCGUUGUUCAACCAAGAUGAUAUGUCCCCUGUGCAUGCAUUCGAACAGCUGUCGGUCGUGGGUCAGAAGCUGUAUGUGAGACUCUUCCAGAGGAAACUAAAGUGGCUCCAACUGAAUAAACUGGAUUAUGAAGAAAUAUUCAGCGAUCUGCAGCCUGUUUCACAGGAGCUGGUCCAGGGGGGGUUCUUACAGACUGAGGAUGAGCUGGAGGACUUGGGGGAGGCGCUGGACCUCCUGCCGGCUCCUGGACUCAAAGCUCUGGCAAAGACGUUCCAUCUGGGCGGUUCUGGGACCCAGAAGCAGCAGCUGGUGGACGGGCUUCUCCGCCUGAGCAGGCAGAAGUCUUUAUUCUCCCUGACACCCCAAAGCAACAUCGGCACCGUCAUCCUCAAGAGGGCGAAGCAGCUUGCAGGAUCAUGCGUGCGUCUAUCUCGAGGUCCUCGGGCGGUUUUCUCUCGCAUACUUCUCCUCUUCUCUUUGACAGACACAAUGGAUGAGGAGGAGACGGCCGCCGGAGGGCAGAACCAGCUUUUUACCAUCCUUAUGGUGAACUCGGGGCGUCUGGCCUUCCCGGACUACGUGGUGCAGCGAGUCGCCCGAGUGUUUCAGGACAGAGAGGACCUCAUCAGGUAUGAAGCGUCCAUGCGAGCCCUCCUGGAGAUCACCUCGGCUAUGCAGAGCGGGCAGUGGGAGGUGGCCCGGGAUCUUUACACCUCUGCCAAAAGCGCGUGGCAGGAGCUGAGGAAAGAAAGGGACCUGAGCCACCAGGAAGAGCUGCCCGAGUUCCUGCGCAGCUUCACCACAGGGUGGGCGUACACCCGGAUCCUGUCCAGAGGAGUGGAGAUACUGCAGAGGCUGCGCUGCUAUGAGGACGCCGUCGAAGAGCUGCGGUCCUUACUGCGCCAGUCCGUGUACUGUCUUGACAGCCGCGGCCGAUGGUGGGACAGACUCGCUCUCAACCUUCACCAGCACCUGAAGAAACCAGAGCAGGCCGUUUGUGCCAUCAGAGACGGGCUGGCCGACCCGCGGGUGCGGACGGGACAUAAACUGUCGCUCCAUCAGAGAGCUGUCAGGAUGAAAGAGUCGGCGAGCUGCAGGAAGCAGCACCUGCAGCUCCGAGACCUGCCCACCGUCCAGGUCCAGGAUGUCCAUCACGUGACCAUCCGAGGACAGCUGUUUCCUCACGAGGGCGGCACGGGGAAGUCCAGGUUUCUUCUACCAGCAAAUGAAGAGGGGGAGGGGGGUGACGGCGCCACCGUCAUAUGCUCCGUAGAAGAGCUGUCGUUGGCACAUUACCGACAGCAAGGCUUUGAUCAAGGGAUCCACGGGGAGGGCUCCACCUUCUCAGCCUUGUUCGCUCUCCUGAUGUGGGACGUGAUUUUCAUGGAGGGCAUUCCAGAUGUUUUCAGGAAUCCAUACCAGACGUGUCCGCUGGAUCUUUACACCGACUGUUUCUACGAGAACAGAAGGGAAGCCAUCGCGUCUCGUGUCCAGCUGCUGACUGAAGCGUCUGCGGAGACGCUGUGCAGCAUUUUGGAAGAUGUCUGGAGCUCCCAGGAGGGAAAAGCGUGUUCACUGAUCAACUGGGAGCGAUUUUCCUCCCUUCAACAGGCGCAGUCGCUGGUGGAGUGCCUGGGUGGAGCCUUCUUGGGUGGACUAAUAGACCGGAUGGCCAGAGACUACAGACACUCCAGAGGGGGCCUGCCCGAUCUGGUGGUGUGGAACACUUCUACCAGCACCUACAAGCUGGUGGAGGUGAAGGGCCCCAGUGACCGGCUGUCCCAGAAGCAGCAGAUCUGGCUGGAUGAGCUGCAGAAGCUGGGGGCCCAUGUGGAGGUGUGUCAUGUGACUGCGGUUGGAGCCAGAGGAGCCUCCCUGGAGGAAACAAAGAAUUAACUGCCUGAUCAUACUUCACGUCUAAAUAAUUAAAUAAAACUGAAAUAUUAUAAGACACUCUCUGGGAUUGUGGUUGGGUACUUUAACAGACUUAUCCAGGUCUAAUGAGGACUGUAGUACUGCUCACCCCAGCUGAGGACAUUCUUGCCCUGUCUUUUAAAUAAAUGUUGAAGUCUUUAGAGCUUAAUCUCUAUUCCACAUAAAUUCUGACCAUAUUUGAGUUCAUGAAGUGUCUGAUGACAUGUAGCAUCAUUGUCAGAGAAGCAGGUACCUUCAACAUAAGAGAGUAGCACAUGAGAAAUGGAUCCUUAAAGAGCGAUGACAGGACCAGAACCUGGAAAUGAGUUUAUUUAUGACAGAAAUUAUCCAAUAACCACACUUUUUCUGAGCAAAAACUAUAUUCUUAGAUCUGUGGUUACUAAGCAACCAAAACUCAGAUAUUUCUGUCUGUUUUAAAAUGCAUGACAGCUUUAUGAGCGUAAUAUGGAAUUGCUUUCUAUAUUAAUAUCACUGUGAAUAUGCAUCUUUGCAGCUACUCGUUUUUGCCUUCCAGACAUCAGCUGGUACCAAGAAGGAGGACUUUGUUAAAGAUUCGUUAAAGAUCGUCUGUUACCCUGCAGCAUGGCAGGUUUUUCUGAUGAAAAGGGCAGAUACAAGAGUUUUAUGUUUGUUUGGACAAAAUGUCUUUCUACCUUUUCCAGUUCAAAGUAGAUCAUUGUGUGCAUGCACGUGUGUACGCAAGGGAGAUUUCAUUUUGUAAAAAUGAAUAAUAAUAAUAAAUAAAUUGGGGAAUA